UUAUGCCUAAACAAGCAUAGUAAAAAUAAGCAGGAGGUAAAUUUGUGUCAACAGGUGACCCAGUAGCAGAUGAUAGAAAUUGGAUUGGAAGAGUUAAUAAUGAAUUAACAUGUACAGCUGCUUGGAAUAGAGAUUGGGGAUUCUUAGCAGGAAAUUCAGAGAAUCUCAAAUUAGAGGAUGCUACUAAACCUUAUAAUAUUGAUGAAUAAAUUAAAAAUCUCUAAUAAGUACUUUUAAUUAUUGAUUUUAAAAGGAAAUUGAAAAAAUUUAAGUUGAUCCAAAUAAAAUUACAAUUAAUAGAACUUAUGGUAAAGGAGAUACAUUAGAAAAGUUUGAGACUGAUUAAAAUAAUAAAACAAGAAACAAAGAUCUUAAACCUUAAGAUAGAAAAAUUCCAAAAACAUGGAAGUAUUAAAAAGGAUGGAAACCAGAACCAGAUCCUUAUGAUCCAAUCUAAAAUAUGUUCAAAAGUAAUAAAAAGAAAUGA
This is a messenger RNA of Paramecium pentaurelia, 487 nucleotides long. The record is from the annotation of a GenBank genome assembly. Lineage: Eukaryota; Ciliophora; Oligohymenophorea; Peniculida; Parameciidae.